AUGACGCUAGAGCUCCAUGUCUGGGGUCCGGCUUUCGGCCUCCCCUCCAUCGACGCCGAGUGCCUUGCGACAGUUACGUACUUUGCGCAAACUUUGAGUGCCGCCGACUACCUGCUUGUACAGAGCAGUCCCUCUGCCGUCCCAUCCUAUCAUCUCCCGGCCCUCUACAACCCCUCCACGGCAACAUGGACGUCCGGCUUCGACCCCAUCGUCUCCUACCUCUCCACCCUUCAACCACCAUCCUACCACCACCCUGACGUCACCACCCUCCCCCCACGCGUCCACGCCGACUCCCAUGCCUACAAGGCCCUGCUGGCCUCGUCGGCCGCCCCGCUCCUCGCCCUGUCCCUCUACGUUUCCUCGGCCAACUACUCCGAAAUCACCCGGCCCGCCUACAGCGCCAUCCUCCCCUUCCCUCUUCCAUGGGCCGAGCCGCUCGCCGUGCGGGCCGCCAUGGCUGCGCGCGCGGCGCAUCUAGGCAUGAGCAGCCUGGACACGGACGCAGAGAUGGAGCGGCUAGAGAAGGAGGAGCGAGAGCGCGAGGCGGCGGGUUGGGUGCAGAUCCCAAAGGCGCUGAGGAAGGCGGUCGGUGGGCAGAAUACCGGUGUCAAGGGGCAGUUGAGCCCGGAGAUGAAGAGGAGGAUCAAGCUGGAGGGCUUGGCGGCGGAGGUGUUUGAUGUCCUUGGGGAAAUUGAUUUCCUGGAAGAGGACGAGGAAGGGAAAGGAGGACAGCAAAGAUGGUGGAAACCUUGGUUGAGGGAGGUGCUACAGAGGAAGUAUGUCGGGUUAUGCGCGUUUGUGGUGGAGUGCAGGAGGAAGACGUUCCCCGAGAGUGGCAAGGUGCUGCCGUGGGCCGAUAAAGAGAGUGAUCCUGCCGUCAGUGCCUCUGACUCGGCGCUCAGUAUUGUCGGGCGAUUUGUCAGGGCCGUGGUUGACGAUAUCCCAACGCUUGGACGGGAAUGGAGUAGGUGGUGGUCGUUGAUGCAAAGGAGGGUAGCUGAGGAGACCUCUACCGAGUCACAACUCGUGGUAAGGAGGAGCGUUGGUGAGAACGAACGCAGUAUCUUGCUAGCUGGUGUCGGCUUGACGAUGCUGGCUCUCAACGUAGUCGGCCUUGGCAUUUACUGGUACCGAUACCGAGGGUUGCUGGGUGCGCCUUUGCAGACAUGGCAUAAACCGCUGGUGGGCUUGGGCAGCUUCGGAGCGGCAGGAGCCAUGUUUGCUGGUCUUGUAUGA
This is a messenger RNA of Sordaria macrospora k-hell, 1236 nucleotides long. RefSeq lists its product as uncharacterized. Gene Ontology annotation, biological process: mitochondrion organization. The record is from RefSeq and is a predicted model, not a curated record. NCBI's taxonomy places the organism in Eukaryota, Fungi, Ascomycota, Sordariomycetes, Sordariales, Sordariaceae. Gene Ontology annotation, cellular component: SAM complex; cytoplasm.